Messenger RNA from Planococcus citri (citrus mealybug), 678 nucleotides. RefSeq names its product RCC1 and BTB domain-containing protein 1-like. The transcript is spliced from 4 exons. Gene Ontology annotation, molecular function: protein binding. Lineage: Eukaryota; Metazoa; Arthropoda; Insecta; Hemiptera; Pseudococcidae. The record is from RefSeq and is a predicted model, not a curated record. Bases 32 to 610 code for a protein of 192 amino acids.
UGAGCCUAUACAUGUCGGCGAAUUAUUACCAAUGACUUCAAAAGAUGCUCGUCUAGUUGAAUCGUUCAAAAAAGCCUUCGAUGAUCCUAAAUUCUGUGACUUAUUUAUUGUGGUGGAAGGCAAAACAAUUCCAGUUCAUAAAUCGAUAUUAGCCGUACGAUGUGAACAUUUCACCGAAGUAUUUCAGAAAGAUGGGUCAAUUGAGAAACCGAGCGUUCUAGAAAUUGAAGACGGUGAUUUCAAAGUCUACAAAGCUUUCCUCAAAUACGUUUACACGGAUGAAAUCGAUGAUACGCUAUCCUUCAACGAAAUUAUAGAAUUACUCAACUUGUCGAAUAAAUAUGGCAUGAAAUCAUUAGCUGAGCGUUGUGUAUCAAUGGUUCAAACCGGUAUUACCGUUGAUAAUGUCGUAUCUCUGUACGAACGUAUAAUUGAGAUGAGUAAAGUAACGAAAAUGAAAAAUGUUUUCGAUCAGUUUAAGGAAUCCUGUGUGAAAUUCGCCGCUGACAAUUUUUUCGCGAUGGGAGUUUCUGACGAAUUUGCUCAGUUGAAUGUGAAUAUGUUUAAAGAAUUAGUCUUGGAAGUUUGUAAACGGAAAUUUAAGCAAUAAAAAUGUAGGUUUCUAUUCAUUAUCGAAAUUAUAGCCUUUAGGUACUCUUUCACAUCUGCUUAUCAGCU